UUUUUUUCAAGUUUCAAAGAAACCCAAAAUUCCCAACCAUCGAAAACCACUUAUUCAACGCUAUGGAAGCCCACGGAUUUAUAACAAAAGAGCAUUAUGUUAAUUUGAUGGAUUGGCAUUUUCAACGAGCUGCUAGAACUGACCGUUCUGUUAGUGCUGUUGGACAGGUUUGUUCCAUGCAUUUACCAAUGGAUCAAAAUUUUAUUGAUAACGGACCUGCUCUUUUAAAUACUUCUCUACCUGAAGAUAUUCACGUUUUUGCUGUUAGACGAGUGACGCCUUCUUUCCACGCCCAAAAAUCUUGUGAUUCUCGUACCUAUUCGUAUACUCUUCCAACAUUUUCUUUUGCUUCUAUGGAUGAGGUAACAUCUGAUGAAUACAGAAUUUCCCCAAAACGUAUUGAAGAAUUAAAUGAAUUACUUGGAUGUUAUGUUGGAUCACACAACUUUUUUAAUUACACUUCUGGAUUCCUAUGGGUGGUUUUCCCUUCAUUUCUGUCCUUUCCCCUCUAUUUUCCCUUUAUUUCUUAA
Meloidogyne enterolobii is the source of this 530-nucleotide messenger RNA. The record is from the annotation of a GenBank genome assembly. NCBI's taxonomy places the organism in Eukaryota, Metazoa, Nematoda, Chromadorea, Rhabditida, Meloidogynidae.